AUGGAUGACGUUUUCGAUUGUUUGGCUGGAGCCAAGAUUUUUUCGUCCCUCGACUUAGCCAGCGGCUAUUGGCAAGUUUCGGUUGCAGAUAGUGAUCGCUACAAGACAGCGUUUGUGACCCCCGACGGCCUAUUUGAAUUUAAAAGACUACCGUUCGGUCUUGAAAAUGCACCAGCUACUUUCCAGCGGCUUAUGGAUCGUGUACUAGGGCGACUAAAGUGGAAAAUGUGCCUCGUCUAUUUGGACGAUAUUUUGGUGUUCGGGAAGACAUUUGGGGAACACCAGGAGAGAUUGCAGCAAGUGCUCGUGGCGCUAGAAAAAGCCAAUUUAACCCUCAAUCUAAGAAAAUGUGUGUUUGGAACGUCUCGGGUGAAACAUUUGGGGCAUGUUAUCAGUGGGGAGGGAAUUUGCCCCGAUCCAGAAAAAGUCUCGGCGUUGACUGAUUUCCCAGUCAAUAAUGUAAAAUCUUUGAGAGCCUUUUUAGGCCUAGCUUCUUUUUACAGAAAGUUUAUAGCGGAUUUUGCGGCCAUUGCACAUCCACUACACGCCCUGCUGAAAAAGAAUGCGAGAUGGGAUUGGGGAGAAACUCAGGAGAAGGCAAAAGGAACCCUUGUCAAGCGGCUAUGCCACACGCCCGUCUUAGCCCACUUUGAUGACAAGCUGGAGGUAGAAAUCCAGACGGACGCGAGUUAUCUCGGCCUGGGAGCCGUUUUGAUGCAACCCGCCGAGAACGGGCCAAGACCCGUCGCUUUUAUUAGCAGGCGUCUGACAGAUGCGGAAGGUAGGUAUCAUUCUAACGAGUUAGAAUGUCUUGCCCUUGUGUGGGCUUUAAAAAAUUUCGAUGUUACGUCUAUGGACGUCCAUUUCAAGUGGGUUCUUGAAUUGCAAGAAUACGAUUUUCACGUUGGGCACAUAAAGGGUGCCGAAAAUCCCGUAGCGGAUGCUCUCUCACGGAACCCUGCCGUACCUCUAACGUGUUUUAAGCACGUAUCUCGUCCCCACGCCGGCCUUCUGGAGCCUAUCCCCCCACCAUCACACCCAUUCCAUACAAUCGGCGUCGACCACUUGGGGCCGCUGAAGGAAACUGACGGAGGCAAUGUGCACGUAAUCGUCGCCAUCGACUACUUAACGAAGUGGGUCGAAGCAGAGGCUGUACCAACUACGGCAACAAUUCAUCUAGCCCGGUUCAUCAAAAACCAAGUAAUCAACCGACACGGCGUGCCGAUUCGGAUUAUAAGUGAUCAAGGCAGUGCGUUCACCAGUGCCGAGAUGGACGAGGAGGUAAGGCUUUGGGGUGUAAAGCAUGUCCUCGCUUCAGCGGAACACCCACAAACAAAUGGACUUAUCGAACGGAUGAAUAGGUCACUGACGUCCGCGCUUGCUGCUUACCUAAACCCAACCCAUAACAACUGGGACAACUUACUUCCGGACGCGAUUGCAGCCAUUAACACCGCAAAGCAGUCGACCACAGAAUAUUCGCCAUUCCAGCUCGUAUAUGGUCGUACACCUAAUCACGCAGGUGACAACGCAUUUGAUUGGCCUAAUGAGUGCCCAGAGACGCGUGAAGAGUUUCUGCGUCGUGUUAGUGCAAUGCGCCGGGCAAUUGUGCGUCAAGUGUGCCCAACAACCUACCUCGUAGAAGACUUACCGGCCAAAAGGAUACGGAAGAGGUGGAGGCGAUUCAACGCUCACGUAUGUCAACUCAAGUUAUUUCGACUUAGAGUAGAGGAAGAAAUUGACGAUGAAGUUAGCGAGAAUGAGGCCGAAGACGUUGAUGACAGCGAAACUGGGUCUAGCACCAUCAUAAGCGGCCAUGCGCGAAAAACUCAGGUGGUCCCGUCACCUGUGCUUACCCUGCCUCCUCCGAUAGCGUCAAUAACUCCGCCGCAACAACUGGAGCCCAGUACAACUAGGCAUGGAAGAAUCCGACAGAAGCCAAGAUGGCAGCUUGAUUACGUCAUGGAAAAACCUUAG
Molecule: messenger RNA, 1974 nt
Organism: Daphnia magna
Lineage: Eukaryota; Metazoa; Arthropoda; Branchiopoda; Diplostraca; Daphniidae
Exons: 4
Coding region: 1-1974 (657 amino acids)
Biological process (GO): DNA integration
Molecular function (GO): nucleic acid binding
Source: RefSeq, a predicted model, not a curated record